Gordionus sp. m RMFG-2023 is the source of this 861-nucleotide messenger RNA. RefSeq names its product carbonic anhydrase 7-like. Bases 1 to 861 code for a protein of 286 amino acids. Lineage: Eukaryota; Metazoa; Nematomorpha; Gordioida; Chordodea; Parachordodidae. The record is from RefSeq and is a predicted model, not a curated record. Gene Ontology annotation, molecular function: carbonate dehydratase activity; zinc ion binding. The transcript is spliced from 8 exons.
AUGAGUGGUAAUGGUGAAACUAUGUGGGAAAAACGCUACCCCCUAUCUAACGGUAGAUUCCAGUCCCCAAUCAACAUAAUCACCAAUAAGGCUCAAUACGAUCCUUACUUGGACAAGGAGAAUCCUUUGACGUUUUCCUACAGAAAACUUCGCAAUUUCGACAUUCUGAAUGACGGAACGACGUUGAAAGUGAACCCUAUUAUCAAGGAUCUAGAAAUAGCCGGGGGUCCAUUGCUCAAUAAAUAUCAACUGCAUCAUUUCCACUUUCAUUGGGGUUACGAAAAUGGCAAGGGCUCAGAACACCGAAUCAAUGGAAAGUCUUACGAUGCGGAGAUGCACUACGUUCAUUGGAAUCAUACAGAGUCAGAAACUAUAGAAGAGGCCAGCAAUUAUUAUCAAGGUUUAGCAGUAGUUGGCGUUUUCAUAAAGAUAGGUGAAAAGGGACAAGAAUUCGAUAAAAUUAUCAAUAAUUUAAAAUUCGUUAGAAAUUACAGAGAACACAAAUUGGUGAAACAAGAUCUGGACAUUUUCAAAUAUCUUCCAAAAGAUUUAACUCAGUAUUGGACUUAUCCAGGGUCCCUAACAACACCGCCUUUCUUGGAAACGGUAACGUGGAUAUUGUUAAAAAACGCCAUCGAAAUAUCUCGUUCUCAGGUCAGGGGGAAAAAACCUAACGCAAAUGAUGCUACCUCCUCCUUUUACCAAAACUUGGGCAUGCGAAUGCUAACCAUCUAUCUCGGUGAAUUAUUUAAUCUAUACUCGGGCGAUAUGAGUCACGAAGGUCUCUGCCAUCAUAUGCGCAACAUAUUCCGAGAUCCACAGCCCAUGAAUGGUCGAAUAGUGAGGAAAUCGUUCCACUGA